UGGAGGGUACUAACAAAUGGAAACGUGUUUGUAUUGAUGGAAAACAGAGAUUGACAUCAAUUACGAGAUUUAUGAAUAAUGAAAUUCCUCAUCAUUCACCUGGAGGACAUAGCGUGAAACGAUAUUAUGAUAAAGUUGAAGGAUCAAACCACCCUGCGUUAUCUGAUGAGGAGAAGGAACUAUUCGAAUGUUUUGAGAUCGUUUGUGUUGAAUAUUAUGAUCUCUCGUUGUCUCAAGAACAAGAAAUAUUCAGUCGCGUUCAACUUGGUGUACCGCUAACUGCAGCAGUUAUAAAUACACCUAUCGUCGACUUUGCGCAAGACCUUUAUAAAAAUUACCCAUCAAUAUCGAAAAUUAUUGAUACAACCAGAGGCAAACCACUUCAAUUGAUUUCUCAGACGCUACACAUGAUCGAACAAGAAUCGGAGAAAUUUAAAGCAUCAAUUGUAUCUAUUCAAAAAUAUUUACAAAACGGUCGAGAGGUUCCAUUUGGACUUGCACAAUCAGUUAAAAAAGUUUUUGAAACUUUGGUAACAUUGAUUGAGCUUGAUGUACAAAUGUUUCAUCAAAACAACAAAUUUUCACCUAUUGAAUUCGUAUUCUUUUGUUGGAUCAUAGCAAAAUUCCCAGAUGUUGGGGUGAUUGUAUAUAAAGAUUAUCUAAAACGGAUGAAAGAAUAUGUUAGGAGAUAUCAUGUAGAUAUCAGAUUUAAUCAAAAUGUUUAUGCGACUUUAAGAAGAUUUGUUUCAGAGUUAGAGCAGGAACAGUAUAUGUCAGAAAUGAAUUUCUAUGGUGGUUAUGAUGCUAACUAUGAUUCUAAUGAACCAUCAAGAAAGAGAAUUAAAACCGAACCGGCGGCACAAGAACAAAAGUAUAACAUCAAUAUAAACCCCUACAAAGGACCCGAAAAAAAGUAUAAUAUCGUUCUUAAAUUAAGUAAAUCGGCUCAAAAGGAACAUUUUGAAUGGUUACAAAGUCGUUGUAAUAAAUAUGUUAAUAAGGUUACUAGAAGUAUUCAUAAUAUUGUUAAUAAAAAUGAUUUAAGUGAUUUUUCAGAGGAAGAUAAUUUUAAUGUGUAUAGUGGUUGGUUUAGUUCUGAAUUUAUUAAUAAAGAAUUAAUGACAAGAAAUGAAGUUGAUAUAGUUGAAGAAGAUGGAGUUAUGGAAAUUGAUUAUAUGAUUCCGCGUGAUAUCCAAACUUCGAAUGUACGUGAAGGUUUAGAUCGUAUAGAUCAAAUAAAAUAUCCUUUAGAUCAAAGUUAUUCUUUUCCUCAUUCAGCAGGAAAAGGUGUUAAUGUUUAUAUAGUAGAUACUGGCAUUUAUAAAGAGCACCCAGAAUUUGAAGGACGCGCUAAAUUUGGAGGUACUUUUUGUAGUGGUUGUGAUAAUGAUGAUGAAAAUGGACACGGGACACACGUUGCAGCGAUCGUUGCUGGUAAAACUUUUGGAGUUACAAAGAAAGCAACGGUGAUUUCUAUCAAAGUUUUUGGUCCUUCUGGUAAAUGUAAUAAUUCUGAAGUUGUUAAGGGAUUAUCUUUCAUUCUAAAUGAACAUAAGAAAUCGAAAAAUAAAAAAACUGUAGUCAACAUGUCUUUUGGAGGUAAGUUUACGAAAGCCAUAAAUUCAGCAGUGAAAAGUCUCACGGAUAAUGGAAUCCAUGUGGUUGUGUCAGCAGGAAACGGAGGUAGUGACGCGUGCGAUAGAUCACCAGCAUCCGAGAAAACAGCAAUCACAGUCGGUGCUACGGAAGACGAAUCAGAUUUAGUUGCAAGUUUCUCCAAUCUUGGAAAAUGUGUUAAUAUUUUUGCACCAGGCAGAAAUGUUGAGUCAGCAAGCAUUUUCUCUAAUAAUGAAAGCAGGAUAUUAUCGGGAACAUCCCAAGCAACACCACACGUUGCAGGGGUAGUUGCCCUUCUUAUUGCCAAAGAUGGUAAUAAAAGUCCAGCAGAUAUGUUUAAAUCAUUGGUUAAAUUGUCAACCAAAAAUAUAUUAAAAUUCCCUAAAGAAAUUAUAGUUAAGGGUAGCCCAAAUAAUUUUCUGCGCGUACCUGCACCAUAA
Molecule: messenger RNA, 2057 nt
Organism: Racocetra persica
Lineage: Eukaryota; Fungi; Glomeromycota; Glomeromycetes; Diversisporales; Gigasporaceae
Source: the annotation of a GenBank genome assembly